AAAGCUGUGGAUCCUGAAGCAUUCAUGAAUAUUAGUGAAAUCAUCGGAUACCGAGGUUACCCUUGGGAGGAAUAUGAGGUCACGACUGAUGACGGAUACAUCCUUACGAUCAACAGGAUUCCUCGGGGCAUUGACAGUCCUGAGGCUGCAGCGUCAAGGCCCGUUGUGUUUCUGCAGCACGGUCUGCUGGGGGAUGCUAGCAACUGGGUCCUCAACCUGGCCAACAACAGCCUCGGUUUCAUCCUGGCGGAUGCUGGCUACGAUGUGUGGUUGGGGAACAGUCGAGGGAACACCUGGUCUAGGAAGCACAGGACUCUUUCAGUCGACGAAGAUGAAUUCUGGGCUUUCAGUUAUGAUGAGAUGGCUAGGUUUGACCUUCCUGCAGUGAUAAACUUUAUUUUGCAGAAAACCGGCCAAGAGCAAAUAUAUUACAUCGGCUACUCUCAGGGCACCACAAUGGGCUUCAUUGCGUUUUCUUCCAUGCCACAGCUAGCUCAGAAAAUCAAAAUGUAUUUUGCUUUAGCUCCUGUAGCAACUGUCAAAUAUGCCAAAAGCCCCGGGACAAAACUCUUAUUGCUGCCUGACAUAAUGAUUAAGGGCUUAUUUGGCACUAAAGAAUUUCUUCAACAACACAAAUUCCUCAGGCAGUUUUUCAUCCAUUUUUGUCGUCAAGCUGUCCUCGAUAAACUCUGUAGCAAUAUCAUCUUACUUCUUGGUGGAUUUAAUUUGAAAAACUUAAAUAUGAGUCGAGCAAAUGUGUAUGUAGCCCAUGCCCCAGCUGGAACGUCGGUCCAAAAUAUAAUACACUGGAGCCAGGCUAUGAGCUCCGGGGAACUCCAAGCAUUUGACUGGGGCAGUGAAACCAAAAAUCUGCAGAAGAGCAACCAGCCUACCCCUCUGAAGUACCGAAUCAGAGACAUGACCAUCCCCACUGCCAUAUGGACUGGAGGACGAGACUGGCUGUCGGACCCGGAGGACGUCCGCCUGCUGCUAGCCCAAGUCACCAACCUAGUCUACCAUAAGAACAUCCCUGAAUGGGCUCACAUGGAUUUCAUUUGGGGUCUGGAUGCUCCUCAUCGUCUGUACAACGAGAUCAUAGAUCUGAUGCAGCGGCAGCAACAGCUAUGAAGGGCCCUGGGCCAAUUGGUGGCUUGCUACGUAAAGGGUGGGAGAUUCCCCCGGCACACUGCUCCUGUGAUUUGUCAA
Tachyglossus aculeatus (Australian echidna) is the source of this 1206-nucleotide messenger RNA. It is a transcript of the gene LIPM, whose product is annotated as lipase family member M. Bases 25 to 1128 code for a protein of 367 amino acids. Gene Ontology annotation, molecular function: hydrolase activity, acting on ester bonds. The record is from RefSeq and is a predicted model, not a curated record. Lineage: Eukaryota; Metazoa; Chordata; Mammalia; Monotremata; Tachyglossidae. The transcript is spliced from 9 exons.